GGGACAGCCAGAGUCAAGGGCGCGCUUUUAAUCUCUCUUCCUUUUUGCAACUUGCUGAUCGCCCUUAAAAAGGUUAACUAGAACAACCACGCUCGAGAUACGAAGAUUUCCAGUGUCCGAAUGGCUACUUCGGAGGAACGACAAUUCGAGUACGACGUAUUUUUGAGCUAUAACCGAUGCGAACGUGAUGCCCGCAGCUUCUUCCCGCAGCACCUGCACGACGCCUUGAAUCAGAGAGGCAUCAAAUCCUACAAAUAUAGCGAAGAUCUCGAAAAGGGCGAAGAAAUAGCCCCCGAGGUCGAUGAGGCCAUAGAAAAUUCUCGAAUUGCCCUCGUGAUCUUGUCAACACACUACGCUUCUUCGGCAUCAUGUUUGAGCGAGUUGGUAAAAGUCCUAGAGCAGAACAACCUGAUUGGGAAAAGGGUGCUGGUUCUGUUUUAUGGAGUGAAGCCGAGCUGCGUCCGAAGACAGACAGAGAGCUACCAGGCAGCAAUGGAGGAGCACGUGGACCGGUAUGGGAGCAGUUCGGAUAAGGUGAGGCAGUGGAGAGAAGCUCUUACGGAAGUCGGGGACAUGCGCGGGUGGAUUCUCGCCGGUAAUGGAGACGAAGCAGAGUUUAUUCAAGGAGUUGUUCUGGAUAUUGAAACAAUGCUACGGCAACUGAAAGCGCCGACCGCCCCGGAAGCGAGUCCUAAGCACUCAAAUUGGGCCGUAGUCAUUGGGAUUUUGACGGUGGGUGCACUACUGAUUUGCUCCCCUUCUCUUAUUCUUCUGACGUCCGGACAUGCUGGCUCCUUCCCCACUGGUGUAGUGAUUGUUUUUGUCUCUGCCAAUGUUUUCAUGUACCUCUUAUUUGCCGCUCGAAUUCUUUAUAGUAAGAUGAGACGGAAUACUGCCUAA
Molecule: messenger RNA, 900 nt
Organism: Syzygium oleosum
Lineage: Eukaryota; Viridiplantae; Streptophyta; Magnoliopsida; Myrtales; Myrtaceae
Product: toll/interleukin-1 receptor-like protein
Exons: 2
Coding region: 121-900 (259 amino acids)
Biological process (GO): signal transduction
Source: RefSeq, a predicted model, not a curated record